Xenopus tropicalis (tropical clawed frog) is the source of this 2418-nucleotide messenger RNA. It is a transcript of the gene cbln1, whose product is annotated as cerebellin 1 precursor. The transcript has 3 exons. Gene Ontology annotation, cellular component: synapse; extracellular region. The record is from RefSeq and is marked provisional. Lineage: Eukaryota; Metazoa; Chordata; Amphibia; Anura; Pipidae. Bases 319 to 894 code for a protein of 191 amino acids.
ACUGGUUGUAGACUGGAGCUACGUUAUGCUUGCUGCUCAUGUUUUUCUGCAGCUCUUAUGCCUGUUCUAAGGCAUUGGACAGGGAUAAGCUGAGGCACAGGUACUCGAUAUCGGAGUCUGCCACGGAAAGCAGCCUAAAACUGCAAACGUUCCAUAUUCAUCGUAAUCGUAGAGCUUUUUUAGAUCACUAGCGGACCUCACUGGACGCCGUCCAUGGUAUAUUUAAGAAAAAGAAGGAUUCUAAUUAGGAGAUUUAGCGCUUUUGUCUGUGUCUGAAAUAGGUGCGAAGUGUGUGGCGCUUUGCAGUAGCCUGCUGAGAUGUGGGGUUUUGAGCUGCUGCUUGGGGCGCUGUACCUGCUCGGGCUCACCUGUGGCCAGAACGAAACGGAACCUAUCCUGCUGGAGGGCAAGUGUCUAGUGGUUUGUGACUCCAACCCUAUGUCUGACCCCACUGGCACAGCGCUGGGCAUUUCGGUGCGCUCGGGCAGUGCCAAGGUGGCAUUCUCUGCUAUUCGAAGCACCCAUCACGAGCCAUCGGAAAUGAGUAACCGGACAAUGAUCAUCUACUUCGAUCAGACUUUGGUCAAUAUUGGAAGCAGUUUUGACUCAGAACGAAGCACUUUUACAUCACCAAGAAAGGGGAUUUACAGUUUUAAUUUCCACGUGGUGAAAGUAUAUAACCGGCAAACCAUACAGGUUAGUUUAAUGUUAAAUGGUUGGCCUGUGAUUUCAGCUUUUGCUGGUGACCAGGAUGUGACAAGAGAGGCAGCCAGCAACGGAGUUCUUAUUCAAAUGGAGAAAGGGGACAGAGCUUACCUAAAACUUGAGAAAGGAAAUUUAAUGGGUGGUUGGAAGUUUUCCACUUUUUCUGGAUUUCUUGUGUUCCCUCUUUAAACUGACAUAAUUUCAGAUAAGCAAGAGACAUAGAAAAGAAACAAAUGUCUGUUUCAACCACAAAGCUGCUCUGAGAGACAUGAAUAAAACUCUUGUGUACAUGAAGUGUAAAAGACCUUGCAUAUCUAAAUGUAUGUGUUCCUGCUUUGGAAACUUUAUAUUAUAGUAAAAGACAAGAAACUGGUGAGAUCAACUAUCAUUUCAUUAAGUGGCGCGUUUAGGAGCAAAUGUCUUGUGUCCCUGUUCGUCAUGAUGUUGCUAUGACACAGUUUUAGACACAUUAAAUUACUUUUUUGACUAACAUGGAAAAUAGUAACUUACUUAAGAUAGCAUAUAUAGAACUUUUUUUUUCCUUCAGCUUCAGGCUUCACACCAUGGAUAUAAGAGGCAGAGUGGCAGGAUCAUGUAUUUAAAUCUCUUCUUGUACUACAGAGUGAUAAUUAUCGAUUUAAGGCUGCUCAAUAUGUGAUGCUUGUUUUGCUCUUGUAAAAUGUUGGCCAAUUAAAUGCGAUAAAAUAUAUUCAACUUUCAGUAUUACGUAUAAAUGGUGUGAAUGCAGAAAUGUAAUUUUGCUUAAAUCCCAGGUCUCUUAUUUUUUGUGAUAGAUAAUGAUAAAUAGAGAGAUAGAUAGAUAGAUAGAUAAAUAGAUAGAUACAAGAGAAUUUGUAAGCUGUCCCUUUUUCUCUUUCAUGAGAAAUUACUGAUUUUGUGAAUAUUCAGAAUGAUCAGAUUAAUGCUUUAUGUAGCUUCCACUUUUUUGGUGGACUAAAUGUUCUUUGUAAUUGGUAAUCCAAGCCAAUUAAUUUUCUGGUAAAAAUAUUUAUCAGGCUAUCAAUAGUUUGUCAGCACUGCAGCCUAACUAUAUAUGUUGUUCACAGUGCAUAUGUAUACAGACACAAGUGUGUACAUACACAAAAUUACAUAAGCAUACAUAAGUGUUUUUUUACUCUCAAAACUUUGGGCAUAUUUAUAAAGUGAAUACACCUACAUUAACAGCAAUUAAUUAAUUAAUUAAGAGCUUUGCUUUUUUUUUUUUAAAAGAGCUUUUGGCAUCACAUUCAACUGUAGAGUUUCACAUUGACUUCAAUGGGUUGUGCCAGGUCUUAGUUGGUGUAAAAUAUUGCUGUAAUUCAUUGGUACACAAUUAUUGUGUAUAUAUUAUUUAUAAUAGAUUGUUUUUCUGCUCAUAAUAAUCAUUGGCAAUAAUUCAUGCUUAAUGACAACAGAGAAUAAAUGAAUUCAUUUUAACCACUUUUUAUGUUAACUUAUUGUUAGCAUAUAAUAUUUUACACACAUUUAUAAAUAUGCCCCUUAGAGUGUUGUUACGUUUAAUUAGUUUUUCACCUGUACUAUCUGGCCAUGUGGACCAAUAAAAUUCCCACAACAAUGUAUGCUUCUUAUUAUAGUUUUAAAGAAUCUAUGUUAUUAUUUUGCAGUAAUUAAAGAUUACUACUUUUAUGAAGUGAUCAUACAAAAUAUUUCAUUUGUAAUUUAAACAGUAAAAUAAAAGUGUACAAAAACUGA